Parnassius apollo (apollo) is the source of this 1722-nucleotide messenger RNA. The record is from the annotation of a GenBank genome assembly. Lineage: Eukaryota; Metazoa; Arthropoda; Insecta; Lepidoptera; Papilionidae.
AUGAAACUUCACCUUCUCUCUCCUCCGGCUUUCAAGGUUGAGCGUCUCAUGAGCAGCAACUGCGGCAGUCGCCUGUGCCUGUUCGGUUCCCGGGGCGUGACUGUCGCGGAGUUGCCCAGCAGGUGGGGUCGCGGCGGUCUCUUCAAUUCCGGCAGCAAGACUGUGCUCUGCAAGAGCUACUCACUAGACGAACGGUUCCUGUACUCGCAGGGUGAAGUCCGAAGAGUUCAAUGGCAUCCCACUUCAAUGUCACAUGUGCUGGUCUUGCUCUCCGAUAAUACAAUCAGACUUUACAACAUAGCCUUAAAAAACGUCUCGGGGACACGGCUGUGGAUUUCACGCCCAAUUCCCGAUUCGGAAUCCCUGCUCAUCCUGAGGGGAGACGGGGAAGUAUAUAUGAUAGAAUGCACUUUGGAUACAAAAAGCCCUCUCCAACCGAAACUGAUCGGGCCACUUCCGAUCUAUCCGCCGGCGGACGACAACUACGGGUCCGAAUCGUGCUCCAUCUGCGUGUUGGGAGGUGGCGAGACUUUGGUGGUGGUCAUCGCAACAUGCUCCGCCGCUUUGUACCACUGCGUACUUCUGCCCGCUCCGUCGGACAACGAGAACGACGACGGCUACGCAUUGUACGUAAUCGAGUCGGUGGAGCUGAACGUUGUUCUGAACCCGGACGACCUUGGCUUACAGCAAUCUUAUCCUGUACACCUCUACCCGUGUACAAGCAACACGUACGCGUGCAUGCACGUGGGCGGAGUUCACACAGUGACUUUGCCCAUACUGGAACAACUAAAGGAAUAUGUUAUGGCUGAUGAAGCGGAGCUGGAGAGCGCACUAUCGGCUGUAUGUGCGCGCAACAGCUCCGCCCAGCAUUUGGUGUGCUCGGGGCGGCCGCCCACCGGCCUGCUGACGGUCGCUGCGUCGCAACCGCUGCUGCUUGUGCUCUGCGCCGACGGCAAGCUACUCGCCAGAAACCUGGAGCCGUACGAUCUGGAAGAGCAGCUCUACAAGGAAAUCCAAAUGAAGAACCCCGACCUCGAAGAAGACGACCUUAAUAAUUUGCUCAAAGCGAAACAAAAGCUGCCGUUCACAUCAAUUGUACAAGAGAUCUUAGCGAGGGAAUCAUCGCAGCCCAUUCUGAACCUGAACAAGAGUAAGGAGCCCAGCCCGAAGGAGUGCUUAGAGCUGCUGACACAGGCGACUAUGCGUCUCCGAGGAGAGUACAUGAGUCGACAGCAGCGAGCCGGUGAUGCGCUGGCCAGGAAGACUGCAGCACUCGCAGCAAUGGCUUCACAUCACUCCAGUUGGAGGGAUGAACUCUUGGAAGAGCUCGAGCGAGUCAAGGCAAAGACAGAGUCGUUGAAACAGAAACGUUCGCUGGCUGAAAAACAUCAGGAAGACUUGAAGUACAGAUGUUCAGCGGUGGUUAGAAGCAUCCGAGCAUCAACUGGUCCCAGCGCUGCAGAACGCGAGCUGCUGGAAGAGCUGCAGCGAUACCGGCGCCGCGGAGAGGCGCUCGCAGACGAGAUCCAGCUGUUGAAACGACACGCGCAACACAACUCCAAUGAGUUGAAAAGGUGGCACGAGGAGUACAAGAAAAAGGACACGGCGCUUGGAAAGUCCCAUAGCGACACCAUAUCCUCCAUACUGCAGCAACAAACCAGUCAAAUAUCUUCCCUCAUAGAAGAAACCAAACUCCUCAAGGAUCAGCUGAGCAUUGUCUAG